AUGCUAAUUGAUUUCUCUUGUGGGCUGACUGCCGAGAGUUUGGUUGUGUUGUUUGUUGCUCGGUUUAAUCACGGUGUCCGGAUUUUCGUAGCGUUCUGCGCAAGAAUACGUGCUACCAUGGAUGUUGUAACUGGGAGUACAUUUGCAAAGGAGUAUAGAUCUGCAUUAGGGGAGCUCGUGUCUAAUAAUAAGACUCAGAUCAAUCUACUUACUAUAUUGGCAGAAGAUUACCAGAGUCAUGCUUCCGAGAUCGUUGCUGCUAUAGAAAAUCAUAUUUAUUCUUGCAAUAUUGAAAGUAAAUUACCUAUAUUGUAUGUAAUUGAUUCCAUUCUGAAAAAUAUACCAAGAGCCCCUUAUAAAGAAUUGUUCAGUAGUAUAAUAAGUAAAAUUUUUUUACACAUAUUUAUUAAUGGAGACGAGAAAGUUCGUUCUUGUUUAUACCGAGUGAGACAAACUUGGACUCAAAUUUUCAAUCAAUCCUUGUUAUAUUAUUUGGAUUUGAGUGUGAAAAGAGAGGAUAAUGCGUGGCCUGUAACUGCUGUUGUUCCUGAAGCGUCGACUAGUCAAAGCGGCGGGAAUAAAGUUCUUGCAUCAGAUAGUCAGAGCAGCGGAAAUAGAAAUAAUGUCUCGGAUAGUCAGAGCGGCGGGAAUAAAGUACAUGUGAAUCCUAGAUUUAUUCAAGAAAACAAGGCUCGCGAUCCUCGUGUUUCGAAGAAAAAGGAACAGAAAGAGAAUGGAACGAACGAUUUGAUAGAAACUAUUCUUGGUCAUCGAAGUCCUCUUGUUGAAUCUUCUCCAAACCCUGGAAGCUCACCAAUUGGAGCUAAGCGGAAACUACCAGAUAACAACAAUUACCAUGACCGGAAAAAGAAAAGAUCUCCUGUGCCACAAAGGGAAAGAAGACAGCGUCAUGAUGAGCGGCAAUCAAAUAGACACGACGACAGAAGACAUGAUCGUGAGCGUGAGCGAGACCGUGAACGCGAUCGUGAACGUGAACGAGAGCGGGAGCGUGAGCGUGAACGGGAACGUGAGCGAGAGAGAGAACGAGAAAGAGAACGAGCUCGCGAAAUUGAAAAGAAUGUGGUUGCUUCUACUGUUCUACCAGGAUCUCAUGCGUUCAGUGCGCCUAUCAUUGCCGUUGCAAGUAAUACUCCCCCUUAUCUGCCACAUUCCGCAGCUAGUUUUGUUCCCCCGAGUGCUUCUGAAUUACCCGCUCCGGUAACUGCACCUCCUGCUUCUUUUUAUCCCAAUGCUGCUCAACCAGGUGCUCAAUCCUCAUUCGGUAAUCCCUCCCAGCUUAAUUCUGGGAGAUCUCCUUUCCCUACCGGUUUUGUCCCUCCAAAUCCUACACCGUUGGCACAGCCAGUACAAAUCACUAACGACACUGUACGGUUGGAUGGGAUCCCUGCUAAUAAUAGAAUUUUUGUUGACGGAAAAGCUCAUGAAGUUUUUUACAUUGAGAAUACAGCUGUGAUAGAGAGAAAUGGUCUACCUCAUAGAAUCUAUUUCUCCGGAACGCCUAGAAAAGUAGUUAUUGAUAAUACCCCAUAUGAACUUGCUUUUGAUGAAGCAAAGACUGUGUACAUUGAUGGUCUCCCACAUAUCUUACGUUUUGGCGCCCCUAGUCGGGAGCUUUAUAUGGGUGAUUUUGCAUUCAAGGGUCAAUUUGGAGGUCCACCAAUCAAUGCCACAAUUAAUGGAAAGCGACAUCAAAUCCGUUUAGCCGGACCAGCUCCUGAAGUCAAAAUUGAACCGGAUCCAGCUCACGAUCUAGCGAGGUUUAUGCCAAGUGUACGUGAUAAAGUUAUUGAGAAGAAGCCAUUUGAAACAUCAUUCGGACAUAUCGAGAAAAUUCUUUCGUUUAUCCAAAAUAGGAAGCCUGCUCCUGUUAAGGUGGAAACUAAGCCAGCAGUUGUUCACACUGUUUCACGCCGUGAGAACACUCCACCUAUAUCUAGUGGCCAUUCAUUCGAUAAAAUCAUGAGAGCUUCUGCACCUGCUUCCUCACUACGCGAUUUCUCGAUGCAAACCUUGAAAGUCCGGUAUGACGCCAUAGUUGAAGCUAUUCAUAUGAAGCAAAGGAACGCUUGCCCACAUUGUGGUUUGAGAAUGGAACUCAAAGGACCUAAAUACGAUAGACAUUUGGAUUGGCAUGUAAAGAAAAGACUGGAUACUCUGGAUAGAACUAGCGCUAGCCGGCCAUGGUAUCCUGCUAACAAGGAGUGGCUGAAGAAGGAGAACGAACCUGAAACAGCAUCAAAUGAGCCUGCAGGAGGAGAGCAUAACGAUGAAGCUAUUUAUUCGGGUCCUGCAGUUGUUUCAAAUGAAGCUUCAAGCAAAGAAUGUGAUGUUUGUGGGGAAACGUUCGAGGAGUACUUUGAUGAGCAUGAUGAUUGUUGGAAAUAUAAGAAUUGUGUGCUAAUGGACGGCAGGGCAUACCACUCCAGCUGUGCACAGGACGCAUCCAGGAUCGACCUAUCUGUGAUAUCACUUGAUAAUGAAAGUAAUGCAAUUGUUCCAGAUAUGAAGCCGUUAAAUAAUUUUUCAAGUUAG
Molecule: messenger RNA, 2553 nt
Organism: Auanema sp. JU1783
Lineage: Eukaryota; Metazoa; Nematoda; Chromadorea; Rhabditida; Rhabditidae
Source: the annotation of a GenBank genome assembly